This is a messenger RNA of Neurospora tetraspora, 273 nucleotides long. RefSeq lists its product as uncharacterized. The transcript has a single exon. NCBI's taxonomy places the organism in Eukaryota, Fungi, Ascomycota, Sordariomycetes, Sordariales, Sordariaceae. The annotation marks the transcript as partial. The record is from RefSeq and is a predicted model, not a curated record.
AUUAUAAAUAGCAGUUACCCUUAUUAUAGGCGCCGUAAAAAUAGUAUUUACAUUACGAAAAGGGUAGGUAGUAAGCAUAUUUUUAUAUAUAAUAAUAUAAUAGUACCGUACAAUCUAUAUUUAGUCUUUAAAUAUAGGUAUUAUAUUAACUUAGAAAUUUACUCUAUUGUAAAUAUUAUAAAAUAUAUUUAUAAAUAUCUUUAUAAGGGUAUAAAUAGGACUAUUAUAGAGUUUACAAACCCAGACGAAAUACAACGGUAUAUUUUAAUAUAG